Molecule: messenger RNA, 1417 nt
Organism: Rhodamnia argentea
Lineage: Eukaryota; Viridiplantae; Streptophyta; Magnoliopsida; Myrtales; Myrtaceae
Product: glycerol-3-phosphate acyltransferase 9-like
Exons: 12
Coding region: 250-1278 (342 amino acids)
Biological process (GO): triglyceride biosynthetic process
Cellular component (GO): endoplasmic reticulum
Molecular function (GO): glycerol-3-phosphate O-acyltransferase activity
Source: RefSeq, a predicted model, not a curated record
CUCUCUCUCUCUCUCUCUCUCUCUCUCCUCCGUGGAUAUCGAUGCCUUUGUAUUUUCGAUUGUUAGUUGAACUUGUAGAGUUCUUGGGUUUCACGAGUUAAGCCCGGGAGAGUCAAUUUUAGACACAGCGUUAUGCAAUACCUGCGAGCUCCAUUUGUAAUACGGCCCUCUUGUGUUUCGCGUAACCCCUUUUGUUAACUAUUUGAACUCCGCAAGAAUCGGACGUGAAUUGUCUGAACGGAAAGUGGCAUGUCCGACUUGCCCUGUUCGGAGCAGGAUUUUCUCGACAUUUCUUCUGCCUUGAAUGAAGCUGCGGGCGCAAUUGUUGACGACUCGUUUACUAGAUGUUUCAAGUCAAAUGCACCCGAACCUUGGAACUGGAACAUCUACUUGUUUCCUCUGUGGUGCUUCGGAGUGUUAGUUCGGUAUCUUAUAUUAUUCCCAACAAGGGUUGUAAUACUUGCCAUGGGACAUAUAAUUUUCUUUUCGUCCUUCUUCUCUGUGCACUUUUUGCUCCAAAGGCAACAAGCUUUGAGGAGAAAGAUACAGAGGUUUCUAGCAGAGUUACUUUGCUGUUUCUACGUGGCAUCAUGGACUGGAGUUAUCAAGUAUCAUGGGCCACUGCCAAGCCUGCGCCCUAAUCAGGUUUUUGUUGCGAAUCACACUUCCAUGAUUGAUUUCAUCAUCUUAGAACAGGUGACUCCAUUUGCUGUUAUUAUGCAGAAGCAUCCUGGAUGGGUUGGUGUUUUGCAAAAUUUUAUCUUGGAGACAGUUGGGGGUAUCCCUUUCAAUCGAGGAGAGGCGAAGGAUCGAGAAGUUGUGGGUGAAAAGUUGAAGAAUCAUGUUCGGGGAAGUGACAACAACCCUCUCCUCAUAUUUCCUGAAGGAACAUGUGUAAACAACCAGUACUCCGUCAUGUUCAAGAAGGGUGCCUUUGAACUUGACUGUGCCGUUUGCCCAAUAGCGAUCAAGUACAAUAAAAUUUUUGUGGAUGCUUUUUGGAACAGCAAGAAGCAAUCCUUCACAAAGCAUCUGGUUCGGCUCAUGACGUCUUGGGCCGUUGUAUGUGACGUGUGGUACUUGGAACCCCAAAUUCGGAGACCAGACGAGUCACCAAUUGACUUCUCAGAGAGGGUGAGGGCCAUAAUAUGUGCAAGAGCAGGUCUUAAGAAGGUUCCUUGGGAUGGAUAUUUGAAGCACUCCCGGCCCGGUCCCAAGCUUAGAGAGCGAAAGCAACAAAGUUAUGCCGAGUCCAUCUUGCGACGGCUGGAGAAGUGAACAAAAAGAUCUGUUGCUUUUAAUUUUUGUGCUCAUGUUGCUAAAGCAAGUCAUACUGGAGUUUUGUAGCUUGAAAAGAAGUCAUAAUGUGACAAAUUAUAUCUUGAGGGUUUUUUUUGCUUGUUUGGACUCUUGAGAA